Molecule: messenger RNA, 573 nt
Organism: Trypanosoma cruzi
Lineage: Eukaryota; Euglenozoa; Kinetoplastea; Trypanosomatida; Trypanosomatidae
Product: frataxin-like, mitochondrial precursor, putative
Exons: 1
Coding region: 1-573 (190 amino acids)
Biological process (GO): intracellular iron ion homeostasis; iron incorporation into metallo-sulfur cluster
Cellular component (GO): mitochondrion
Molecular function (GO): ferroxidase activity; ferric iron binding; iron chaperone activity
Source: RefSeq, a predicted model, not a curated record
AUGUUGUCCCUAACGAUGCGUCGUGUGGCAGCAACAACAACAACAACAACAACAACAAAAACAGCGGCGGCAAUAAUCAUGCCAUCGUGCCUGGGGACGAGAGCGCGCGGGAUGAACGCCACCUCCCUAAAGACGAUUUGCAGAUGUGGCACCACGACCCGAGUUGCGCUUGCUGGAGUUAAGGGGCAAACUUACUCACGUUUAGGAAUGGAUGGAUUUACAGACGUCACGUACAACACUGCGGCAGAUUUGUUUUUGGAACACGUGGAAAAUGUUCUGGAAAGCGUUGACAGCAGUGCCAUUGAGGAAGUGAAUCUUUUGAGUGGGGUCCUCUCUGUUGAGACGGUGUCGAGUGGAACUUUUGUGCUUAACAAGCAAGCGCCGAAUGUGCAGCUGUGGCUCUCAUCACCCGUCUCUGGGCCGCACCACUACGACAUGGUCCUGCCGGCUGGAAAAGACAAGGUGGAGGGGGUGAAUGAUGUACAGUGGCUUGCUGACAGCGAUGGACACUCCCUGAAGGAGAAGCUGGAGAGGGAGUUAACGGAGACGCUGGGAGUGGAAGUGAAACUUUAA